UUUUUAUUUAAUUUUUAUAUAUUUUUUUUUAAAACGCCCCUCCUUUUUUCGCCCCCCCCCCUCCUUUUCCCGCCCGCCUUUGCGGGAGAGACCUUUGACCUCCCUCCCUCUCCGGUUGUUAUGUCGGGCCUCCGCCGCCGCCGCCGCCGCUGCAUUCCUUGACGCGCGCGCCCGCCGCCUCCUCAGCCGCCGUCCUUUUUUUUUUUUUCCUUCCUUCCUUCCUUCUUCUUCUUCUUCCCCCUCACCUCAAAAGGCGCCGCCGGGGGGGUGCGCGUGCGCCCCACGCCCUCCUGCCCUGCCCCCCCCCCACAGCCGCGCGCUCUCCCGCAGCCCCGCCCGAGUAACGGUCGCCUCCUCGCGCCAGGCGCGCUCCCGCCCGCCCGCCCGCUCGGGAAACACCCCCCCCCCCUUUCACACACACACACACACUCGCUUCACGUGCGCGCGUCCGCCCGGUCAGCCCGCUCGCCCGCCCAGAGGAGGAAGAAGAAGAUGAAGGAGAUGAAGCAGCGGAGGAAGAAGGAGCGCACGUGGGCCGAGGCCGCCCGCCUGGUGCUGGAAAACUAUUCUGACGGACCCAUGACCCCGAAACAGAUCCUGCAGGUUAUAGAAACCGAGGGCCUAAAGGAAAUGAGUGGCACAUCCCCGCUGGCCUGCCUGAACGCGAUGCUUCACUCCAAUUCUAGAAGCUGCGAUGGGCUUUUUUAUAAGCUCCCUGGGCGGAUCAGCCUUUUUACUCUCAAGAAAGCGGCUGCCCAGUGGUCUCGGACCCUCGCUGGACCCGAAGGAGAAGAAUUGGAUGAUGUGGAGAGCAGCGGUUCCAAUGAAGCUGCCAGCACUGUUAGCGGAGAUAAUGACGUUUCUCUAGAUGAAACCUCUUCCAAUGCUUCCUGUUCCACAGAGUCCCAGAGCAAGAGCUCGUUUGCUCUCCGAGAGAGCACCAGGACAGCCUCUCAGGUGAGCAGACAGAAGAAAAAGACAGGCGUGAUGCUUCCACGCGUGGUCCUGACCCCGCUGAAAGUUAAUGGGGCCCACAUGGAACCCUCCUCUGGGUUCGCGGGGAAGCCGGUCGGCGAUGAGAGCAGCAGCAGCGGCAGCUCCUCGGUGUUGCCCAGCCCCCUCUGCAACAGGACGGACAUGGCGAGGGAAGCCCCCCAUCUGCUCCGGGGAGUCCGCAAACCCUCAGGCGGGCAAGUGAAGAGGAACAGGGGGGACGACAUCGACUUCGAGACGCCAGGCUCCAUUCUGGUCAACACAAAUCUGCGGGCGCUGAUCAAUUCCAGGACCUUCAAUGCCCUCCCCCUGCACUUCCAGCAGCAGCUCCUCCUCCUGCUCCCUGAAGUGGACAGGCAGCCUGGGACAGACGGACUGCUGCGCCUGAGUGGAAGCGCCCUAAAUAACGAGUUUUUUGCUCAUGCUGCCCAGAGCUGGCGGGAGAGGCUGGCAGACGGGGAGUUUACUCACGAGAUGCAGGUCCGCAUCAGGCAGGAAAUGGAGAAGGAAAAGAAAACGGAAGUCUGGAAAGAGCGGUUUUUCGAGGACUACUACGGGCAGAAGCUGGGCUUGACCACGGAAGAGCAGAAGUCGGCCCCCAGCGAGGCAGAGAAGAGGACCACAGCCGCCUCCCCAGAAGGCCCCGCCAGGGCACCCUGCACGCCCACAACCCACCAGCCUGACGGGCACUUCAAGAGGCGCUCCCUACGCUGCCGGAACCGCCGGAACCGGCACAAAUUGCGCGAAGCGGAGCCUUCCUCCCCUGCCAAAGAGGCAUCCUCCUCGCCACUGUCGUCUGUGGAGGCCACGCCCGCGGAGGAGAGAGAAGCCAAUCCCGCCACGAACGAGUGCCAAGCCAGCCGGGCAGCUCCCUCGGCCGAGAUGUCCCCGGAAGUGAGCAAGGUCUUGAGCAAGGUGGAUGAGGCCGUGGCAGCGGCAGCUGUGGCGACGGCGGCAACCCCAGAGCGAAUUCCCAGCCUGCCUCUGGGACCGCAGGAUCAGCAGCAGAAGAGGAAAUGCUUCGAGCAGCCCGCCUCCCCCUCUUUCCCCGAAAAGAAGCCGCGGCUUGAGGACCGUCAGUCCUUUCGUAACACAAUUGAAAGUGUUCACCCAGAAAAGCCACAGCCCACCAAAGAGGAGCCUAAAGUCCCUCCCAUCCGGAUUCAACUUUCCCGAAUCAAACCCCCCUGGGUGGUUAAAGGUCAGACAGCCUACCAGAUAUGUCCUCGGAUUAUCCCCAAUCCAGAACCCGGCCGGCCGGACCGAAGGGGGAGCCCAGCCGCUGCUGACCCUGAGGCCUGUCCUUUGCAAGGCCGAGUCCAGCGAGCGGCUGCUGCUCCUGCCUCCACCAUUGGAGGUGGGGGUGGGCCAGGAGGAGGCGGCAGAAGGAGCCCAGACGAAGGCGGUGGUGGUGGUCGCGGCGGCGGCAGCAGCAGCAGCAACAGCCGGCUCCGGCCACCCAGGAGCCACCGGGCCAAGCACUGGCGAUGCAAGAGAACUCGCGGGAAGCGCUGGUCAGAUUUACAGCGAACACAGCUAUUGCCGCCUUCCCACCUAGGCGGGAAGGCCGCCGGCUGGCAGGGGCCGGAAGCGAGCUGGCCUUCCGGGGCCACAGAACCCGCCAGGGAAGGAGAGCUCAAGCAGGGUAGACAGGCUGCGAGUCUUCCUUCCCAGGAAGCCUCUGCCCAGCCGGAGGACUCCUCGGAAGGCAGCCUCUCGGAUCGCAGAGCGACAGAAGUGCCGGCCAGUCGUCCUGGCCACCUUUUGGAUGAUCCCAGGCCUUCACCUUCCGCAGAAGAUGCUCCUCUGGAGGGCCGCGAUCGGGAGGACAGAAGGGAAUCUCUUCCCGUGGGAAGGCAGCAGAGCAAUGGCUGGCUGGGAGACUCCGGAAGCAUCCUCAUCGGAGGGAGAAGCAGGCAGGAGGGCCGGGAAGGUGACCUGGCUUCCCAGAGCAGCACACGAGUUGGCUCGGAGGCUUUGGGCUCUCCUGCGUGGGAGGGCAUUCCAGAGGACCCCAGCCCUGUGGAGCUCGCACCACAGGGUGCCACCCCAGGCCCCGGAAGAGGUGCCCUGAGCAGCCCAGGGGACGCUUCCCCACUGACAACAGGCCCUCUCCCUCCUUGCUUCAAUACGAGCGCCCGUGAGAGCCCCUUGUCCCCAGCAUCGGCACCCUCGGACAUGGAGGUAGAGACCGGGCGAGAGCGGGCCGUGACAGGGCCGAGCGCCAGCCCCGGCAGCGAUGAGGAAGCCCAGAGUCCGCUGAGUGAGACCACAGAGACGGCCUCCGAUUUGGAUGCUGAGCUCACCGAUGAGAACUUGGAGAUAAACGGGGAUUGUCGCCAGGCUGAAGAGAGGGAAAGCGGGUCCAAGCAGAGACGCCCGGAGGGACGUAGAGAGGUCAUCUUGGAAAGCAGGGAAGAUUUGCCUUUGGAUGUCGGGGUCGUCGGCUCCCCCUGCAGGACCAGGUUGCCCGCUCCUAUCCCCACCACGGCCAAAUCAGUUCCCCCUGUUGAUGUCGCAAUCCAGGAAAGGCCACGCUCGGGUGUCCCCCAGCCUCUGUCCGACACAGCAGCCAGGCCCCUGGAGGGACACUUGGUCCCCCAGGGUCUGCCGCCCAAAAGCGUCCCGCCAGCCUCUUCCCAGGCAGCUGCAGCCUUUUCUCGGGACAAGCCCCCGGCAGAAAUCCGCCCUUCCCUCCAGGCGGUUAAGAGCAAUGACCGCCUCGUGCAGGACGCCCCAUGCAGGGAGGGGACAGGCCUGAGUGACCCAGCCAGGAAGACCACACGUGCACCCCAACCUUUGCAGGACUCUGCCGAAAGAGCCUGCCUGCCUCCAGAGAAGACUCCAAAUCCAGGAUCCCUGGAUCAAGCUGUCGGCCAGUCCCCGAAAACAGAUCUCUCGAAUCUGGGAAAGAAUCCAACCUCUUCCUGCCCUCGUCCGGAUAAAACGGAUCUGCCCAGAGCAGAUUCCACAGCUGGCAUCAGGAAGCUGGAGGAGACGCUGAAGACGGCCCCGGGGCCCAAGCUCCCUCUGCGCACGGCCUCUCUGGGGCCGGAGCAACCAAGCAGCCGCCCCGCAGAGAAGACCCCCGUGGCUCUGGGCAGGAAGGUCUUCGGCUCGGGCAUCGCGGGCGGGGCAGCAGCCAAGGCCCAGAAGCCCCACGGCUCAGAGCCCUUCCCCAUGUGGGGCAUGCUUUCCCACAGCAAACUGGUCUCUCCCCCGGCCAAGGCGAUGGCCCCCGGAUCCCGCUUGCCUCCCGCGAGGGAGGAAUGGCCCUCCAAGAGGAAUGGCGGCUCAACGGAGAACAAGAAGGUGCUGGCCUCGGCCCAGAGGAAGAGGGAGCAGCCGAAGGAGGCCCCUCCCCACAUGAUGGAGACUUGGCAGGGCUUCCCCCUGGGGAGGGACCUGGCUUUUUUCAAGCUGCCCAAGGAGCCGGGGAAGGGGCCUGCGCAGCCCCUGGAGCCGUCCUCCCUCCCUUCCCAGCUCAACAUCAAGCAGGCCAUAUACGGGAAGCUUUCCAAGCUGCAGCUGAAUUCCUCCCGUCUGAAUUACGCCUCUUCGUCCGGCGGCCCCUUUUUCCCCCGGAACCUGGAUGGCAACGCCGGGCCCUUCGGCCCCAAAGCCCACUUGACGGCUUCUUCCCGGGGCGGGCUGUCUUUCUCCGCCCAGGUGUUUGCCGAGACGGGCAAAGGCUUGGAAGAGCUCUCCCUCAAAUGCUCCUGCAGUCUCAAAGCCAUGAUCAUGUGCCAGGGCUGCGGAGCCUUUUGCCACGACGACUGUAUCGGCCCCUCCAAGCUCUGCGUGCUGUGCCUCGUGGUCAGAUGACACUGGCGGCCCACGGAAGGAUCAAAAGCUGUACAUUGAGCAGGCGAGGAGGAGGAGGAGGAGGACACCGGCGACCAGGAACGCCCGUAUAUGCAAAGGAUUCUGGUCCUAACAAAGCCAAUAUGGACGCUGUAUGUCUUGGGUUUCCCUGCUGGGGGUGGCAAGUCGGUCAUGGAGACAGGCGGGUUUCGGAGGGCUGAUUCCCCCCCCCUCCCAACGAGGAACUCUGUUGGAGAUUUGGCCCGUUGGUGCCCGGCUUCGGACCCUUCUUGUGCCGUGAGCCCCUUCCCCAUGGGCUGAGUCUGUGGGGGGAAGAGCUGACCUCCCCCUUACCUCCGUGUUGGAAGACCAAGUGAAAGGCCCAGCGGAAUCUUGUCUUCCAUUUUCUCUCCCUGCCACCGCCACUCCCCCCCCCCCCCCCAGCGCUGGGCUCGGUGGUCGACCCGGAAACGCAGGGCGCGGGAUUUCGGAGUCGCCACGCAGAUGGAGGAGUGGAGGCUGGAAGGCGUCUUCCUUCCCCGCAUCCGGGAAGACUUUUUACUCUUUGAAGCGGUGUCAUAUUUUUUUUCUUGUUUUGUUUUUUAAAAAACCCAUACGUAUAUAAAUAUAAAUCUAUAAUAUAAUUUUUCCUUUCCUUUUUUUGUUCUUGGGUGUAAAGAAACAACAACAAAAGUGGAAAUGUUUGGCUCCUCAUUGUACCUUCUAUGCAUCAUGUCUUCUUCUUCAUCCGUUGUACUCAGUACUCGGCCGGGCUUUUGUAAAAUGGGUGUUCUGUACAUAAAAAGCUCUUUUUUUCUUUUUUUUAAAAAAAAAUCCUUUUGGGAGGGGGUUCUCCCCCCCCUCCCUCCAGGCUACCCACAGUAUUGCAUUGUAGAGUAGUGUUGGUUACGAAUCGCUCCCCCACCAGACGGGGGGUGGCUGUUGCUCUGUCCUGUCUGGCCAAGCAGAGGGGGGGAAGCGGGGGGGGGCGACGGCCAGCCUGGGCCGGGUCUUCCUGUUGAAACCCCCCCACCCCGUGAGAAGGGAUCCCACCUCCCCCUCUCUUUCCCCUGGGGAAGGGCCCAAAGGUCCCCCCAGGUCAUCUCCCUCCCUUGACCUACCUACCUCUUGACCUCUUGGCUUUCACCGUAGACGAAGCAGCGUAAAAAUCUUGGUUCUCCCCCCACCCCACCCCCCAAUCCCCAAAGGGUUGGGGUCCGCAGGCAGGUUUGCUCCCGGCCGAGACCAUUGGGAGGCGACCCUCCUGCGCAGGGAAGGCGUGUGAAGGGCGAGAGAGCGAGAGAAUUCCCCAGGUGGUCUGAACCUGCUUACCAAAGAAGAAGGGGCUUCCCCUCUUCUGACCCCUGCUGCCCCCACCCACCCACCCACCCCUCCAUCUCCCCCAAGGAGGUCGGGGCUGUGUACAGAUGGGGCCUGGGCUGAGGGCGGAGGGGGCAGAUCCUGGUCCACCCUGAUGUUAUAUGUCCCUUUGUGGUAUGGAGAAUAAAAAAUUUAAAAAUAAUAAUAAAAAAAAAAACAUUUGACAGCUCA
Molecule: messenger RNA, 6348 nt
Organism: Thamnophis elegans (Western terrestrial garter snake)
Lineage: Eukaryota; Metazoa; Chordata; Lepidosauria; Squamata; Natricidae
Gene: ASXL1
Product: ASXL transcriptional regulator 1
Exons: 12
Coding region: 493-4818 (1441 amino acids)
Biological process (GO): positive regulation of transcription by RNA polymerase II; animal organ morphogenesis
Cellular component (GO): PR-DUB complex
Molecular function (GO): chromatin binding; peroxisome proliferator activated receptor binding; DNA binding
Source: RefSeq, a predicted model, not a curated record